Branchiostoma floridae (Florida lancelet) is the source of this 2308-nucleotide messenger RNA. Its product is annotated as chloride channel CLIC-like protein 1. Lineage: Eukaryota; Metazoa; Chordata; Leptocardii; Amphioxiformes; Branchiostomatidae. Gene Ontology annotation, cellular component: endoplasmic reticulum; membrane. The coding region runs from base 222 to 2117 and encodes 631 amino acids. Gene Ontology annotation, molecular function: chloride channel activity. The record is from RefSeq and is a predicted model, not a curated record. The transcript is spliced from 10 exons.
GCUGUACUUGGAGGGCCGGGGUGUUAAUACCUCAACUGUGCUACUUGCCCUCACAUUGCCCAACAAUCCUGAAUGUGAAACGUUAAAAGUAACGUUAAGUUUUGUCUUCACACGAUCACGAGUAAGGCCGUCCGGAGGCCGACGGGACCUCCCACUUUCGGUCACUUCCGGUCCAGCGAAGCCGUCCCGUACAUGUCAUAAUAAACCUGCUGAGGAGGAAAAUGUCCAGUUUUCUCGGCCUGACGGCGAUUCUGGCCGCCCUGCUGUGCUGUGGGCACUGCCAGGACCCCGACCUCGGGCCCCCCGACAUGGAGGACUGGGUGGACCCGGGGGACAUGCUCAAUUACAACUCCGACUCGCGAACGAUGAAGAACCAUCGCGACCAGCCACGUCUGUCGGAAAAACAGCUGCCAGGAGCACCUGAAGCACCCGCAGCAUGUGCUGUGCAGCUGCAAGAACAGCAACAGCUGCAGAAACAGCUGCAGACGUGUCAGCUGCGGCUGCAGUCGGCAGAGCAGACCUGCCAGGCGGACCAGCAGAGCUCCCACCAGGCCAAGGAGGCUCCGUAUGGGGGAGGCCAGGAGGCUCCGUAUGUGCGGCGGUUUGUCCGUGGGCUGCUGAAACAGUUGGGAGAUGUGAUGGAGCCCACAGGUGACAUGCAUGAGGUAGAUGCAGUUGACUAUGACGUGCACAUGACGGUGACUGCUGAGAACUGGCUGCUGUUGAACAAGUUCAUCGCCAAGGACCAAGCUAAGGACCAAGGCAGCCUGCAAGACACCAUGCAGGUCCUGGAGACACUUAUAACAGGUGUGUCCAGCCGCCAGGCACAGGUGAACAGGUGGCAGAAGAGACUUGAAGACUACACUGGGCUGGAGGUGCAGGUGCUGAUGCAGGCGGUGAUCAUGGUGCUGUUAGUGCUCUGCCUGGUAGCACUGGAGAUCUGGAGCCACGUCUCCUGGAGGAAACAGUUCCUCCGGCUGCUCCUGAUCGGCUUCCUCAUCAGUGUGGGCUGGACAUGGAUGCACGAGUAUAAGAAAGCUCAUGCCAAGAAACAGGGAGAACUUUCCAAGCAGAUGCCUCGAGAGUGCCGCACGGCUGACAGGACCGCGCUCCAUGGUAUAUUUGAGUGGUUCAGCUCUGCCUUCACCCUGCAGGAAGACAAGUGUGCGAACUACCACGAGGCUCUGGUGGUGGACGCCUUCUGGGAGGUCACACCAACAAAGGCCUUUGCCGUGACCCUCACCAAGUUCUUCCUGGAGCCCAUGGAGCACAUCGGCCGUUCCUUCAGCAAGUUCUUUGGGGGAGUUUUCCACGACCUUCCAGUGCAGCUGUGGCCGCUGGCCUUCCUGGCCGUGAUGCUGAUGUCCCUGCUGCUGAUGAUCAUGAUGGCUGGCUACAGCAUCAACAUCCCCUUCAUCUUCAGCCUGCAGCCGCGCGCCGUGAACACCGUCACCCUGCCGCUAGAGACACAGACAUGCAUGGAGGACACACGCCAACAGGUUUUGCAGGUUGUCAACAUCCUGAAGGAACAGCAGCGUGCUAUGAUCACUGACGGGACAGCACCCCAUGUCAGGUUGGAACAGCAGCGCGCUGAUGGGACAGCACACCUCCAGGUGGAACAGCAGCGUGCUGCAAUUGGUGACCGUGUGGAACAGGUAACACCGGCGAUCUCGCAGGCUAACGCCUCCGGUUCGAACCUGCCGUACAACCAGACGCAGAACCGCAUCAACCUGAGCCGUGGGGUCAGCUUCACCCGGAACAGCAGCGCCAGCAGCCGUCCCCUCGCCGCUGGGCCACACGCCGCUGGGCCAUACGCCGCUGGGCUGCACACCGCUGGGUAUGCCGCUGGGCCACACUCUGCUGGGCCACACAGCAAAUCUACAUUGCUGCAGAGAUCCCACAGCGCACCCAUACAGGAGGGUCACAGGAGCACACCCAUACAGGCAGCACCCAUACAGGAAGCACCCAUACAGACAGAACACAGGGACCAUGCACAGAAAAUGCCUCAGGAGGAAAGUGAAGACUCAGAAUCUGAGGAAACAGAAGCUAACACAGAAACACUGGGACCCCAGGAGGGGAGAGGGCAUGUCGAUGUUAGGAACAUAAGCUUAGAUUAGCGCUAUUGCAACUUACCUGGAAUUUAUGAUGAAACCAAUAUCUACUCAGAAGGCACAUAAUCAUGGACCUAUCGUACAGGACAUUGUACUGAAUUGCCUUGAUUAUAGAUACGUACCAACCUGCUCUAUUUGAGGUCCCUUUCCCAUCUAUCUGUGCAAUAACCUCAAAUAAAGUAUGCAUCCUGACUUUG